AUGACGGUCCGCACUGCCAGCGCCCUUGUAGCAGUGGAGACAGCCAUUGCCUUGGCCAUCACCUCUAGUCUGACCAACGAAGACAGAGAAAUCGCCGGAGCCCUCUCCCAGGCUGGAUUCCAGAAAGGCGCUGCUGGACACAACCAGGGGUCCGCGGGUUUCGCCGGUGGUGCUUCCAACAGGAACGUGAACGCAUACAAUCACAACAAGGGCUACAGCCACAGCUCGGGCUUUUCGGCCUCGGACAGCAACAAAUUUGGUUCCGGACACAACCAGGGCUCGGCCGGAUUCCAGGGUGGCGCUGCCGGACACCAGGGCGGCUAUGGACAAUCUUCUCACGGACACCAGGCCGGUAGCGGCUACGGUGGUGGAUACCUCGGCUAA
This is a messenger RNA of Dermacentor albipictus, 384 nucleotides long. RefSeq lists its product as uncharacterized. The record is from RefSeq and is a predicted model, not a curated record. Lineage: Eukaryota; Metazoa; Arthropoda; Arachnida; Ixodida; Ixodidae.